Messenger RNA from Lottia gigantea (owl limpet), 591 nucleotides. RefSeq lists its product as hypothetical. The transcript has a single exon. The annotation marks the transcript as partial. The record is from RefSeq and is a predicted model, not a curated record. NCBI's taxonomy places the organism in Eukaryota, Metazoa, Mollusca, Gastropoda, Lottiidae.
AACAACACAACUCUCUACAGGCUGUACUAUCUCACUAUCAUAACAGACAACAACACAACUCUCUACAGACUGUACUAUCUCACUAUCAUAACAGACAACAACACAACUCUCUACAGACUGUACUAUCUAACUAUCAUAACAGACAACAACACAACUCUCUACAGACUGUACUAUCUCACUAUCAUAACAGACAACAACACAACUCUCUACAGACUGAACUAUCUCACUAUCAUAACAGACAACAACACAACUCUCUACAGACUGUACUAUCUCACUAUCAUAACAGACAACAACACAACUCUCUACACACUGUACUAUCUCACUAUUAUAACAGACAACAACACAACUCUCUACAGACUGUACUAUCACACUAUCAUAACAGACAACAACACAACUCUCUACAGACUGUACUAUCUCACUAUCAUAACAGACAACAACACAACUCUCUACAGACUGAACUAUCUCACUAUCAUAACAGACAACAACACAACUCUCUACAGACUGUACUAUCUCACUAUCAUAACAGACAACAACACAACUCUCUACAGACUGUACUAUCUCACUAUCAUAACAGACAACAACACAACUCUC